CGUAGAGAGACUCAAACAAACAAACAAACAAACAAACGAACGAACGAACAAACAAGGAUUUGGAGAUAAGCCUGGGCAGUCGAACAAGAAUGUUCUACAGCAGCAAUUCUCAGCCUUCCUAAUGCUGUGACCACCUCAUGUUGUGGUGACCCUAACCUUAAACUUACUCUGUUGCUACUUCCUAACUGUAAUUUUGCUACUGUUAAGAAUGGUAAUGUAAAUAUCAGUGUUUUCCAGUGGUCUUAGGUGAACCCUGUGAAGGUGAAAGACCCUACAGACCCCCUCCUCAGAACCCGCAGCUAGCAGGCUCCCCGGGAGAACGUCCUGUUUGCUUGAAAGAUUCUCAGGAUCAGCAGCUAGCCUGCUCUCGUGAGAGGAAAACAGGAUAUCUAUAAGAUAGGACAUCUACAAAGCAGGAUGACUUCAAAGUAGGAUACCUAUAAGAUAAGAGCAGGAUGUCUGCUGCCAGACAUCCAUGCUGGGAGAGGAAAACCAUUCAUGCCCCCCCCCCCCCCCGCCUCAUUCUGAUAACCACGCUUCUGCUUCUGUAAAUUGCUUUUUGCUGCCCUCUUUCCUAUAAAAAGUCCUCCUCCCAGUCUACAGGCGCGCAAGUCCUCCGAAAGACUUUGCCGCCCGCAGGUACCUGUGUCUACCUAAUAAACCUCUUGCAGUUUGCAUCCGACUCGUGGUCUCGGCCUGGUCUGUGGGUCCGGGGUCUCCACCUGAGGGAAGGUCCCUACCGGGGGUCUUUCAUUUGGUGCGUUGGCCGGGAAUUGAAGGCCCCCACCCAGGGACCACCGACCCACCAUCGGGAGGUAAGCUGGCCAGCACCGAUUUGUUAGUCUGUGUCUGCGUCGUUUCUGUGCUUUGUUAACUCUGUACACUCAGAUCUGGGUGCUCUGUAUCUGGCGGGCCCAGGAAGGAGCUGACGAGCUCGGACUUCCACCCCGCAGCCCUGGAAGACGUUCCAAGGGUGUCUGGAGCCCUGAAUUAGGUGGCAGCUUUUUCCGGAGCUCAAUCUGUAUCCCAAAGUCUUGCUUUGCUGACUUGGGUCUGAAUCUGGAGCCUUUUCGGUGCUCAUCUGACGGGCCACAUUCCAAAGGUGGCCGGAGCCUGAUUUUUCACAGUCUCCGUCUGAAGUUUUGCUUUCGGUUUUGCGCCAAAGCCGUGCUGAGCGUCCAUAUUGUUUGUGUCUGAUUGUUGGAUUUUUGUGUUUAAAUAUGUUCUUUGUUUUUGUAUAUCUGUUUGUGCUCGAGUCUAAAUCUGGUACCAUGGGACAAUCGUUAACAACCCCUCUUCACUUAAGAAGGGGGGAAAAUUGGGGUUUUAACUGUUUCUCAGAGACUGGAACUGAUGGUAUUUAGUAACAACAAUGUCUGUCAUUGUACUCUUACUGGAAUUGACCUGAUGAUAUUUGUAACUGCUUAUAGAAGUUGGAAAAGUUUGACACACCCUGUAAAAUGUUGAGCCUCCUCCAUAUGCAGGAUCAGAUAGCCCAGAGGGACCUGAAGUGGCGAUGGCCAAGGGGCCCCCACAAGAAUCCCCGGCCCUCUCACCUAUGGCUGGCCAACAGAGGGACAGACGCGAGCCGCCGCCUGAUUCCACCUCCCACGCCCUUCCCCUCCGAGAGGGUCCGAAUGGGCAGCAACAGUACUGGCCAUUCUCAGCUUCUGAUCUCUAUAACUGGAAACAGCAUAACCCUUCCUUUUCCAAAAACCCAGUGGCGCUGACUAAUCUAAUCGAGUCUAUUUUAGUCACCCACCAGCCCACCUGGGAUGAUUGCCAGCAACUCUUGCAAGCCCUGCUGACCUCAGAGGAAGAGCAAAGAGUCUUUUUGGAGGCUCGGAGAAACGUUCCAGGCGACAACGGUCACCCAACCCUUUUGCCUAACGAAAUUGACGAGGCCUUCCCUCUGACGCGACCUGAUUGGGACUUCACCACAGCUGCAGGUAAGGGACACCUACGCCUCUAUCGCCAGCUGCUUAUAGCGGGUCUCCGAGGGACAGCAUGCCGCCCCACUAAUGUGGCUCAGGUAAAGCAAGUGAUACAAGGGAAUGAGAAAACUCCCUCUGCCUUUUUAGAGAGGUUUAAGGAAGCAUACAGAAUGUAUACUCCCUAUGACCCGGGGAACCGGGGCAGGCCAUUAGUGUUUCAAUAUCCUUUAUUUGGCAGUCCAGUCCGGAUAUCAGAAGUAAAUUACAGAGGCUGGAAGGUCUGCAGGGGUAUACAAUACAGGAUCUGCUGAAGAGGCAAAGAAAGAGAGAAGGAAAGGAGAAUU
Chionomys nivalis (European snow vole) is the source of this 2278-nucleotide messenger RNA. RefSeq lists its product as uncharacterized. The coding region runs from base 1517 to 2245 and encodes 242 amino acids. The record is from RefSeq and is a predicted model, not a curated record. Gene Ontology annotation, biological process: virion assembly. Lineage: Eukaryota; Metazoa; Chordata; Mammalia; Rodentia; Cricetidae. The transcript has a single exon.